Platichthys flesus (European flounder) is the source of this 9313-nucleotide messenger RNA. It is a transcript of the gene myt1b, whose product is annotated as myelin transcription factor 1b. NCBI's taxonomy places the organism in Eukaryota, Metazoa, Chordata, Actinopteri, Pleuronectiformes, Pleuronectidae. The transcript has 22 exons. The record is from RefSeq and is a predicted model, not a curated record. Gene Ontology annotation, biological process: regulation of transcription by RNA polymerase II. The coding region runs from base 353 to 4201 and encodes 1282 amino acids. Gene Ontology annotation, molecular function: DNA-binding transcription factor activity, RNA polymerase II-specific; zinc ion binding; RNA polymerase II cis-regulatory region sequence-specific DNA binding. Gene Ontology annotation, cellular component: nucleus.
CGCCCUCGGUACACAGAGCCGUGCGCCGCCGAUGCGCUGCGUUUAGGAGAGGUCGCCCGGACAGCUUCCCCAUCCACUCCGCAUUAUUUACCACAUCUGGACGUUUGGACCGGGAUAGAGGAUCGCUUUUAAAAAAACAUUUACUCGGGAUAUUUUUGGGGGGUUUUAACAAACUACUUGAAGGCGACCGGCAACUCUUACCAAACAGAGCGAGGACGCAGCAAACCUCAGAGGAAAUAUUGUUGAAGAAAAUGAGUUUCGGGGCGAGCUGGUGAACCAGCGGUGGACACGAGGCGAGAGGACCAGCAGCCGCUGUCAGGCCUCCCAGAGACUGCAGAGCCGUCGACCAAUCAUGAUGAGUAUUGAGGGUGAUGACAAGCGGACUCGCACUCGGUCCAAGGGAAUCAGAGUUCCUAUCGAGCUCAUUGGACAAGAGCUGAGUAUUCUCGGUUGCCCCAUAGCCAGAAAACGCCGUUUGGAGGAAGCAGAGCAGGAGCAAGAGCAGGAAACAGAGCGGCCUGCUUCCAAGAGGAAGUCCCAGCCCCUGAAGCUGACCCUGGACGAGGGCUUCAGUGCGGAAAGUGACGCCAGCAGCGAGGCCGAGGGUGAGGGAGAAAAGGAUGGCGAGAAAGCAGCAGAGACCAAGGAGGAGGACGUGCAGGAGGAGGAGGAGCAGGAGGACAGGGAGGCAGUUGUAGAGGAGAUAGAGGCAAUGACGGAAGACCUACCACAGGACGGACAGACAAAUGGACAGGAAGUGGAGAUGCAGAGUUUACAUGAUGAGGAGGACGGGAAGAGGAAAGAGGAAGACACAUAUCAGAAAGAGGAAGAGACAUAUCAGAAAGAGGAGAACACAAGUGCAGCUGAUGAAGAGGAAGAGUGUGUGAUCAUCGAGCACGAGCUCAGCUCAGCGCCACCUGCACCCCAGGAGUGUCAGGUACCUUCUCAGAGCGCCAAAGAGGGGGACAACUCUCUCCUCCACGUUGGCAGAGUUUCCGACAACAAUGCUCCAACUGUGGCCAUUCAGCAGGCUGUUGCUAUGGAGAUGGAGCAGGAUGUCACGGAGGCAGCCAAGUGGUGUGAAGAAGUAAAGGACAAGCAGGAAGAGGGCAUAAAUAAGGGGGAAGAGGAAGAGGAGGAGGCGGCACAGAGAGUUCAAGUGUUGGAAGAGUCAUCUGUUCUGCAGAAGGAGGCGGCUGAUGUGAAGGGAACGGAGUCGGAGGAGGAGGUGGAGGAUGAGCAAGAAGAGUGCGAAGACAGGAGCAACCACGUGAGCCAGGAAAACCCAAAAUAUCAGACUGCUGAUGUACCCCACCAACAGAUAAAUGAUGAAGAUGAGGAGGAUGAGGAGGAAGAGGAGGAAGAGGUGGCAGUGCCAGCACAACAGAGGCAGGACACUUCAGCUCAUCCAGAGGAGGAUGAGGAGGGAGAUGAAGAGGACCACAGGGACCAUGUUCUGCCAAUUUCUGAUGUGCCAACUGCCGUCCACACCAUAACCAGCACCGCAGCAGCUCAGGGAACACACAUCGAGACUGAAGACCACAGGGCCGGGCCACUGGAGGACUACAGCUCACACAGGACAAGUCCACUUGAUAAAUGUGACUCUCAAAGACCAAGCCCUCUUCACAACUAUAAGGACAGCCCUCCUUUAAGCUACAGCUCCCACAGGGCCAGUCCACUGGAAGAAUACUUUCCAAUCCCAAGAGUUGAGAACUAUAAAAUACACAAAGCCUCGUCUUCAGCCUCUCCUGACAUUAUUGAGGUGGGAUCAGAUAAGUCGGAGGAGAAAGACUACGAUGACAUGGAUGGGGACGAUGAACGUGAUGACGAAGACAGCCUGUCACAGCGCUCCACGGUGACAGACGAGUCUGAGAUGUUUGACAUGACCCGAGGAAACCUGGGCUUGCUGGAGCAAGCCAUUGCACUGAAGGCAGAGCAGGUGAAACCAGCUGGGCCCAGAGAGCUGCUCCGUGCCCCAGAUAUACAGCACCAGAGAUACUUCACCAUGGAUGACAGGCCCAAGCACCUGGACGUCAUCCGCAAGGGCUACUUCAGCAAAGAGAGCAGUAGGCCAGAGAAGAGGGAGAUCAAGUGUCCCACUCCAGGGUGUGAUGGGACGGGUCAUGUGACCGGCCUUUACCCCCACCACCGCAGCCUGUCAGGCUGUCCGCACAAGGACAGGAUCCCCCCGGAGAUUCUGGCGAUGCAUGAAAAUGUGCUGAAGUGUCCAACUCCUGGUUGCACCGGUCAGGGCCAUGUUAACAGCAACCGUAACACACACCGCAGUCUUUCCGGAUGCCCCAUCGCUGCUGCAGAGAAGCUGACUAAGGGCCACGAUAAGCUGCCUCUCUCUCAGCCUGGAAGCGAGCACCUGAAAGGAAGUCCAAAUGACAGAGUGCUAAGACCCAUGUGCUUUGUGAAGCAGCUGGAGGUUCCACAGUACGGCAACUACAGGCCCAACAUGGCACCGGCCACGCCUCGUGCUAACCUGGCCAAGGAGCUGGAGAAGUACUCCAAGGUAAACUUCGAUUAUGCAAGCUUCGACGCACAAGUGUUCGGGAGCCGCUUGCUUGCUCCAAAGAUGCCCAUCAGCGAAACCUCGCCCAAAGCCUUCAAAACUAAGCCCUCAUUCCCCAAAUCCUCCUCGCCCACACUCAGUCUCCACGGUUAUGGAAAGAGCUCCGGCCUGGCCUACGACUACUCCCAUGAUGCUGAGGCCGCUCACAUGGCUGCCACUGCCAUCCUCAAUCUGUCCACACGCUGCUGGGAGAAACCCGAGAACCUCAGCACUAAACCCCAGAACAAGGAAUUGGACAUUGAAGUGGAUGAGAAUGGCACCCUGGAUCUGAGUAUGAAGAAGCCUUGUAAACGAGAGGGCAGUCUGUCCGCCACUAGUCCCGGGGUUCGCUCUCCUGACCCUUCCUCCUCCUCCUCUUCCUCCCUGCAUCACGGUGGAAGUAGCGGGAUGACAUCACCGAACCUGCACGGCUACAAGCAGGAGGAGUGGGAGGGACCUCUGGAUUACACCAAGCCCAACCGCCAAAGGGAGGAUGAAGGGGACGAGAUGGAGCACACUGGCCACUCAUACGUCUCUUCUGACCAAGAGGACUGCGACAUGAUGCAAGACGGUCUGGAGGAGAGGAAGUACCCGGGAGAGGUCACAACCCCGAGCUUCAAGGUCAAGUUCCAGCCCAAGGAUAGCAAGAAGGAGCUGCUCUCGUGCCCUACACCUGGUUGUGAUGGCAGUGGUCACAUCACUGGAAACUAUGCGUCUCAUCGCAGUCUGUCUGGGUGUCCUCUCGCUGAUAAGAGCCUUCGGUCCCUCAUGGCGGCCCACACCCCUGAACUCAAAUGCCCCUCUUUAGGAUGUGACGGCUCAGGUCACAUCACAGGAAACUAUUCCUCCCACAGAAGUAUCUCUGGGUGCCCGCGUGCCAAGAAAAGUGGAAUUAAAACUCCUACCAAGGACAACCAGGAGGACUCCGAGCUUUUAAAAUGCCCCGUGCCGGGUUGCGACAGCCUGGGCCACAUUAGCGGGAAGUACGCCACACACCGCAGCGCCUACGGGUGUCCACUGGCAGCCCGCAGACAGAAGGAGGGUCUCUUGAACGGCACCCCCUUCAAUUGGAAGGCCUUCAAGACAGAGGGGCCGACCUGUCCCACCCCCGGCUGUGAUGGCUCUGGACACGCUAAUGGAAGCUUCCUCACACACCGCAGCCUCUCAGGAUGUCCCCGAGCCUUAUUCGCCAAGAAGAAGGCCAAGUUCCCCACAGACGAGUACCUGACCACCAAGUUCAGAGCCAGUGAUGUUUUGGACAACGAUGAGGACAUCCAGCAACUCAACAAAGAGAUCAACGACCUCAACGAAUCCAACAAUGAAAUGGAGGCUGACAUGGUCAACCUGCAGACUCAGAUCUCCUCCAUGGAGAAGAACCUGAAGAGCAUCGAGCACGAGAACAAGAUGAUUGAGGAGCAGAACGAGGCUCUCUUCAUGGAGCUGUCUGGUCUCAGCCGCGCCCUGAUCCGCAGCCUGGCAAACAUCCGCCUGCCACACAUGCAGGAGCCAAUCACCGAGCAGAACUUCGACAGCUACGUGAGCACCCUGACCGACAUGUACACCAACAAGGACUGCUUCCAGAGCCCCGAGAACAAGGCUCUGCUGGAGAGCAUCAACAAAGCUGUGAAGGGCAUCAAAGUCUGAAACUCAAGACACACACACACACCACACGUACGGAGGAAUCGCAGACUGUCCGGAGGCGAGGGAGCGUGACGGAGGAGAAGAUGGAGGGAUGGCGAGAUUAAGAAAAGAGAUGUUGAAAUACUCUUCAAUAUAAUGAAAGAUGAUUCAAAACAAAAAGGGAAUCCAGGUUAUCUAAAUAAACGGCAACUUAAAAAAAAUCUACCCAGGGAGCACUCUCAUAGAAGAAAAGUGAUGCGGACCAAAAUCCACACCAUGCUGCUGCUGGGAUUAAGAGGAUGGAACAGAUCCUUCAGUCAGGAUGGAUGGAUGGAAAAGAAGAAUGAAGUUACUGGAAACUGUAUCUGGGGGGGGGGGGGGGUGGUGGGGGGGGGAUAUGCUGUAUGUUUACCUGUUGUCUCUUUUGUGUCCUUACCUGGUUUUGGGAGUUUUAACUGUUGCACAGCCGAUCCGUUAAACGCACUUCACAUCUCCAAAAACACUGCGUCGCUCACAGGAGCUCGGAGACAUGAAGAGGAGGACACACAGAUGAGUUGAGCACGAGGACUCUGUACCAUCCUGCAGCGUUCUGUGCAGCCGGUGUGUUCUGGAGCCGAGCUCUCUGGUUCAGGACCACACACGCACCCCAGCAAUACGACGCACGCACCAAACUGACUUUGUGUUCGCGUUGUGGUGUCACCGUGGCAAAGACGUCAACAGGUCACGUCGACUCCGUUUUGCGGGGGAAUUCUUCAAGUAAGGUCAUGAGACAGAUCCAGGAACAGUGUGGGUUCUUUCCUUUUCAGCUCAUAUCAUGUUUUUUAUGUAAACUGAAACGAUGAUAGUGAUAGUGUGCGCACAUUCUAAAUUCAGUUAGUCAUAUCAAUAGUAUUUAUCAACUUAGGAAUUGCACUUCAUUUCAAUUAAUAGUUUUGUGGUACAAUAAUUAUUGUUAUAUAUGAAUUAUUUAAACCUGUGAGCAUUUAAAUUGUAACUUAUUGCCAUUUAUGUUAUUGAGGUUUAUUUAUUUGAAGCAAUCUAUUUAUUAUUAACUUGGUUUUGUAACAGACACAAAAUUGCAUCUUUACUGAUUAUGGUCAAAGCAAUUUGCAGAUGUCUUGCGUCAAUAUUUUAAGAAUCUAUAUAGAUAACUGACAAGGCAUAUAUUGUUUUGAGUACUUUUUGAAAACCUUUUUAAGUGCAGAUGUUUUAUAACAGACAAAGUCUUUUGAUAAUUUUACAAAAAAAGUUAUUUUUGUUAUUUUUGGGUUCUUUGUUUUUCUCCCGUUACCUUGUGUUUUUUCUGUUGCCACUACAUUCAGAAACCCUCUGCUGAGAAAAAAGAAAAGAAAUUAUGUAUUUAUUAUUUAUUUAAUAUGAAAGAAAUUGACUGAUAUGGCUGUAUAUUUAUUUUGUUAUUUAUGUGCGUGAUGUGACGGUUGAGUGUGAGUAGUCUUAAAGAUCCACUGCUAAUAUUUAAAUAAAGAAACAAAAUCAAUACAAAUACUGUUUGAUUACUUAGGCUUAUACCUAGAGACAUACCAGCAGUAAGGAUUGUAAGGACGGAAAAAAAUGACCCGACAAAAGCAUCACUGCUCUGUUGCUAUUUGGUCUUUGUGUGUUUGCUUUUGUCAGGUUAUACAAAACCAAGAAAAAAACUACUACAACAACAAGAAAAAAAUCCAUAGAUUUCAAAAAUGUUACCUCUCUUAAGCGCUUUGUAGCAGCCGACACUGGCUCACCCAAAACCUCUGUAAUGUACCAUUGAUGCUGAAAUUAUGCUUUUUGAUUCUUUUUACUUAUUUAUUAUUUUCAUCGAUACAAUGGUGCAUAUAUAGAGCUCUUUUCCAGCAGUGUUUUAGGCUGGAUCUAUGGGUCUCCAACACACACACACAAAUACACACCGAUGUAUCCACUAUACUGUAGGAUGGCCUCCUUUGACAAACUUCUAUCAGAUAAACAUACACACCCUUGUAGCCUUACUCUAGAUUUUAAUUUUUUGAUGCACAAAGUGCCACUGAAAAAAGAAGAGAACUCACUUUCUUUCCUGAUUCUUCGCAUUUCUGCAAUGUAACAGUGUCUGGUCCCAGGAAGACCAUGGCAUCAUGAGAGUGGUGAUUGUUUCAGAUGCCUUUAUUUCUCUGCCAAGAUGGCCAUACGUACACUAUAUAUACAUUCUGUAUAAAUAGAUUUUAAAGAUGCUAUAUAUAUGAAUAUAAACAUACAUAUAUUUUUCCAGUGUAAUUGUUGACUUGCUCUUCUUCUCUUGUAUUACCUUGUCAAAAGGAUCACUAGCUGUCUAGAAGAGAUGUGACGCACGUUAUCAAAAGGAGGCAGUUACACCUUAUUUAAUAUCACUAAGACCUGCUCAACUGUGGCUUUAAACAAACCAUUCAGACAAGCUGAAGGCAAAGAAAGGCGUUGUUGAUGAUAGAUUACAAUACUUUGGAAGUGUUUUCCUUUCCCCCCCUUUUUCUUUAUUUGUCUGUCCUUUAUCCAGAACUGUCAAAAAAACAUCUACUGUAUGUUGUACUACUGAAUCUGAGAAAUGACUGUCAAUUUGAAACUAGAUUGUUGGCUCUUUGUUCCUAAGUGUCAUGUGAGUUCAUGUAUAUUAAAAGAUGCCUCUGAAUAAUGUUCUGCACAUAGUAUUCGGGCGACAUUGUGCAGUUAUUGUAUUGUUAAUGGUGAGGCCUCACUAUGAGCCCAUUCUCUAAUGUCAAAACCAGUCAGUAGGAGACUUUAGUGUGACCUGCCUUUCAGUGAUCCGUUGCAGCUACUGUGGUGUACAGUAUGAUACCUGUGUGUAACGCUGAUGUCAAAGGCAUGUUGUAAAUGUUCUUUUAGCCAAUGUAGAAUGAAAAUCCUUUGUGCACUUUCUAACUGUUGAAAAUGCCAGCAUUUGAUUCUCGACUUGGGAGAUGCCCCGUAGAUCACGGGCAAUAGCAAGUAUUCACCCAUGGAGGGCGCACUACAAAGCAUUGUCUCACCUGUGUGUUGCUGUUCAUGUAAAGAACAACCUGUGUGUUACAUCUGCUAGAGACAUCUCUUUGAUUCAGGGGGUCGAAAAUGUAGAUAAAGGAAGUUGUACUUUCUUCUCCAAACAAACAACAAAAACCAAAAGAGAAACGGACAGGAUGCAGAGUUUGGUUCUCAGGUGACUGGGAGGGGGGGCAUAGGGGGUCUGCUGAAGCAGAACAGAGCAAUGCCAUAGGUCAGCCAGUCAGCUGAGGCUAGAGGCGAUAGCAGCGGCUGGAUCGAGGCCACGUGUGAAAUGAGAUGAGUGUGUGGGAGUUGGAAAUUGAUUUGCCGGGCUACACAAUCUCCCCCAUGUUUCAGGAGGAGGUGUUUGUUGCAUAAAUGUGCGUCCAUCACUCAAAAGAAUGUCAAAGCUUUUUAUGACUUUUUGUGCCCCCCCCCUCAGGUCUUGUGUAACCUUUCCUCAGGAAAGAUAGUUUGGAUGCAUUUGGUUAACGGGCGAGCAUAUGCUUCCUCUCUUGAAGAGCAUGAGAAUACGACUGCAGAGGGCGUUAAGACUGUGAAUAUUCUCCUAUCUCAUUUGAUAUGGCAUGACCCCUUUUAAACUGCUUGAUGAAAUUGUCUACUUAGUUAUAUAAAUGAACAACAUUGAGGCCAUGAACGCAUAGCAUUUUCAAAAUAAUAAAUUAAAAAAAUAUUGUCAGCCGAGAAAGCAAAUGCAGCCUAGGGUUGGUUCUGCGCCCACACACUGUAUGUUUUCUUAUUUACAUAAAAGUCCUGAGUGAUGGAGUGAGGAGCUUUAUUAUUCUAAAUAGCAAAGAAAAAUUAAAAAGGAAGAAAAGAAAGAAGAGAAACAGGGCCCAGUUUCCCCUUAAGCACCUGGAAUGAAAAUCAAUUUAUCAUGACAACACUUUCAGGGAAAAACCAGUCCAGACCAAAAUCCAGCUGUGCAUUUAAGAGUCGGGGUGGGGGAGGGUGGGGGCACAUCUUUGCAUCCUGGUUUCGUGUUAGGUUCAGAUGUAAGGUCCGGACGUGUGAGUAGAGCAAAGCAGUCACACCUUGACUCGUGAGAAAGAAAUAUGAAGUGGAGUGGCACUUUUGAUCAAGCUGAGCAAAACCAAAAGCCCCCUCCCUCCCGUCUCCCCCACCUCCCUGCUGUAGUUUCAAGCUGUGUGGUCUUAUCAUGUGUGCCUUUCUCACUCCACUCAUUUCAAGAUAUAUAUACAUAUAUAUGGUGUGUGUACACUCUGCAAACCUAGUUCAAAUACUGCAGAAAACAUUUGGUCUGGAUCUAUGUCUCUUUACGGGGUCGCCGGUGGGUGGGAGGGGUAUAUAUGACAUUGACGUGUCUUUUACAUGCAGGUAAAGGUCCUUUUGUGACAGAGGUACACAACAACAAGCUUUUGUUAGACGGCUAAAGAAACUGUGAUCUUACUCUUGUUGAUUCAGGUGACAAACUGCAUGGACUGUUUCUGUGAAGGAAUCUGAAGAACAUCACCACCAUCAUCAUCAUCCCUAGAUAAUGCAUCAGUGCAGGGCAUUAUUUUGAAAACAGGUGGAAGUCUCUGUAUAUAUUUGUAUUAAGAACAAACAGUGUUAUUGUUGUUGUAUUGAAGACAAGUUGAAAAUGGUUGAAAUAAAAAGGAAAAAAAAAAAUGUAUGUGACAAAGAAAAAAAACAAAAACACAGCCAAGGGUUGUCCUGCUAGCACAUUUUUACAGAGAUGAGCUAUUUUUACUUGUGAUUUUCUAGGCAAUGAUAUUGAUAUAUCCUUUUACGAAAGUACAAGACUUCCAAAAUUACAAGCACUUCCACAACGAUAGAUUGUAUGGUCAAUUUUGUUACUUUUGUAGAUGUGGUCCUUCCUUUGCUACUGCACCAUUUUGUAAAGUGGGACAGGCCUUGGCUGUGUGUUCUCUGUUUUUUUCUUGAGUUCUUUAGUUUAAUGUUUUUUUAGUGUUUUUUUUUUUACUUUUUGGGGAGUAAAACACUGUAGAUGGGCCGAAUUUGUGACUGUGUGUUUGUGUACUUGUGUACAUGUUCCCCUGUUCCUGUGUCAGUGUUAUAAAGCAGAGAAGUGAUGUCAGUUAUUGUGGGGGUAUGAACCAUUUUAAAUGUUCUCUAUGAAAAACACAAAUAAAGAAUAAUAGACAAGGA